This is a messenger RNA of Contarinia nasturtii (swede midge), 1959 nucleotides long. Its product is annotated as synaptic vesicle glycoprotein 2B-like. NCBI's taxonomy places the organism in Eukaryota, Metazoa, Arthropoda, Insecta, Diptera, Cecidomyiidae. Bases 140 to 1741 code for a protein of 533 amino acids. Gene Ontology annotation, molecular function: transmembrane transporter activity. Gene Ontology annotation, biological process: transmembrane transport. The transcript has 8 exons. The record is from RefSeq and is a predicted model, not a curated record.
GUUAUAGAGUUGAUAUUUCAAUUUUUGAAGUUUUGCUUUUCAGUCGACAGCGUAUCAAGUUCACGAAUUUUAAAUCUAUAGAAAACAUAUUUUGAAUACAAAUUUCGCAUUUACUUCAUUUUUUUAUGAAAUAUUUAAAAUGUGCCAAAUAGCUUAUUUAGAAAAUGGUUGUGAAAAAGUUCAAACAAUGCCAAAUGAUCCACCAUCCAAGAAGAUUUCUAUGGAUGAAGCCAUUUCUAAAACAAAUUUUGGAUGCUUCAAUUAUAUCGUAAUUGUGUUGAGUGGCAUGAUCCUAUUUUCGGUGUUAAUGGAAACAAGUGCAAUUGCUUUCAUACUUCCGGUUUCACAAUGUGAUUUAAAUUUAACGACAAGUGAAAAGGGCAUUUUGGCCGCUGCUUCUCUCUUCGGUACGAUUUGUUCGUCUCAUCUAUGGGGCUUCCUGUCGGAUACAAAAGGCAGGCGUGCUAUUAUUCAGCCAACAUUAUUUUUGGCAUUCUUUUGUUCUAUUUGCUCUUCAUUGGUGCAAAACUUCUACAUUCUUUCUACACUUCGUUUCCUCAAUGGAUUUUUUGUUUCUGGAUUUUCUGCCACCAUUUAUGCAUAUUUGGGUGAAUUUCACAAUAAUAUCCAGAGAAAUCGUGCUAUUUUGGCGGCCUCAGUAAUAUUUGGAAUUUCAUGUAUUUCGAUACCAUUGGCUGCCGGUAGUGUCAUAAAUCAAGACUGGCAGUUUUAUGUUCCAUUGCUUGACAUUACGUACAAACCAUGGCGUCUCUAUUUCGUUGUAUGCAGCUCGCCUGGUUUUAUUGCAGCUCUGAUACUAAUCUUUUUACCAGAAAGUCCAAAAUUUGUGCUUGGCCAAGGAAAAAGCACCGGCGCAUAUCAGAUUCUACGAAAAAUGCAUCGAUUGAAUAAUGGUCGAAAGGUGGAAUUUGAAGUAUUUGAAAUCGACGAAGAAAAAGAGUCGAUUGAGAAUAGAAAACAGAUGAUGGACAACAAACAAAGUCGAUAUCCGUUGUUAAAAUCAAUUUGGACUCAAACUACACCACUUUUUAAACCGCCAUAUCUACGCUCCACUCUUUUGAUGUGUGCUAUACAAUUUGGUAUUUAUUGGACAAAUAGUGGAUUUUUCAUGUUUUUUGCUGAAAUUCUAAACAAAAUGGCAGUCAAUUCGGGCAGUUCCAUUGAUCACAAGAUGAUGAUGUGCGAUAUUAUCAACAUGAAAUCGGUUAAUAACACCGCAAUUGAAAUUCGGAGCACACAAAAUCAAGUUUGUUUUUCGAAGCUAGAUCUGUCAACAGUGGAACAGGGAAUUAUUUUGGAAAUUAUAUUCGCCUUUGGUCAAGUUAUGGUGGGUCUGCUUAUCAACAGAGUUGGAAAAUUUCCACUCUUGUUCUUCAUUUUAGUUGUUAGUGGCUUAGGUGGAAUUGGAUGCAUGCUAACCGAUAUUUCAUAUCUACAGCGGUAUCUAUUCAUAGUUCAUUUUACAUGUGGAGUUGCUGGAAGUAUUAUAAAUGCAGCAAUUGUUGAAAUAUAUCCCACGUCUUUGAGAGCAAUGGCUAUUUGCAUUUCAUUGAUGAUGUUUGGACGCUUGGGCGGUGUUGUUGGUACAAAUGUAAUCGCUUCAUUAUUGGAACGAAAUUGCGAAUCGGUGUUUUAUUUAUCAGGCGUAAAUCUGAUUGUAAUAGGUGUGCUAGCUUUUUUCAUUCCAAAUAUUCAUCAAAGAGUUUCAAAGUCCAGUUGAGCACCAAAUGUUCCACUUUUACGUCUCAUUCCAUUUCCACCACCAAGCAAAAUUUUAUUCAAAAAAAAUACGAAAAUAACAGCAAAAAAACUCAUCAAUUGGCUGGAAUACAUUAAAUCUUAGUUUCGAUCUUUUUAAUUUGUUAUAAUAACUCAUCAAUCUUCAUUAAAAUUGUAAAUAUAUGUAUUUAUUUCAAAAUAAAUUUAAUGAUAAUUUGA